GCCGCCGCAGGGUCGGGGCGCCACCGUCGCCGUCGGUGGCCUCACUGGGGCACUGGUGUGGGCAGCGGCACAGGGUCAGUAAGGUGACGGGAUCGGCGGCGGUGGCACGCACGGAUAGCAGAUUGCUCUUCGCGGGCCCUCACCGACCUCCACCAUGCAGCUGGAGAUCCAGGUGGCCCUCAACUUCGUCAUCUCCUUCAUGUACAACAAGCUGCCCCGGCGAAGAGUCAACAUCUUCGCCGAGGAGCUCGAGCGGGCGCUGAGGUUCCGCUUCCAGAGUCACUGGUACCCUGACAGACCGUGUCGUGGUUCGGCGUACCGAUGUCUCCGCACUGGCGAUCCCCUAGACCCGGUACUGGAUGUGGCUGCUCGAGAGAGUGGUUUGGCGCUCACCGAAAUCCGUCAGAAUCUUCCUGAGGAUUUGUCUGUCUGGAUUGACCCCGGUGAAGUCAGCUACAGGAUUGGAGAGAAGGGCACGGUGAAGCUGCUCUACUCGGAGCCGGCUGGAGGCGCUGAGCGACUCACUGAAGAGCGGUGCGACCGAGAGGUGACAUCCACCUUCAACCCGGAGGCGCAAUGCUUCCGGCCGAUCGACGCGCUCUCGGCUUCGCUCGGAUCGCUCUCGAUGAGCGCGGCUCCAACUGGCAGCCCGUUCGGAGCGCCGCCGGCCGCCGCAUCGCCGGCUCCCUUCAAGUCAGCCUCUCCGGCUCCGUUCGCCCCGCAGCGCCCCCGAGCGCCGGUCACCUUCACCACAGCGGCGUUCGCGCAGACGAAGUUCGGCAGCACCAAGCUGAAGAGCAGCGGCAAACGCGGCAACCGCAUGUCCCCUACAGAGUUCAGCAACUACAUCAAGCAGCGAGCGAUGCUGCAGCAGCCUGCCCUGCUGACGCCGUUCCCACAGCAUGCGAGGCCGCUGUCGCCGGCAGCUCCUCCGCCCCCUCCGCAGCAGCAGCAGCCCCAGAUGGAGUCCUUCUUCGCCUCCAAGAUGGCCACAGCUCCUCCGGGAAUGAACACAAUGCUGGAUGCCGUGGACGCGUUCUCGACACCCCCUCCGCGCGCACCGCCCGGCGGAGGCGCCAUGCUGGCCGCGCUGACCCCAGAGAGUCAGCAGCUGCUGGAGAGCCUGACGUACGCCUCCAGUUCGCAUCUUCAGCAUCUUCUGGUGGCUAACUGAACACAGCUGCUGACUGUCCGAACACGCGUCCUACGGGACCGGCGGCAGACGUCGGCACGACGUAAGGUGACCGACAUCAGACAACGCGAGUCGGGAACAGGUGACCGAAGGACAUCGUGGUAUCCUCUAGUCGUUCAAGCCACUGUGAUCGUUCUCUUUCGUAGUUUGUAGCCGUUGCAUUUUGUGAUAGCGAAGCUCGCGGCGUGGCUGAUCGGUUGACUUCACGACGCGAAAUCCUCAGCGAUCCUCAGCGAUCCAGGGAGGUCCUUGCCGAUCCCUGGAUAUCCUCGGCGCUCCUGGGUGUCGCUCUGCGGUCGUCUUGGGGUCUUUCGUGGAAAAUGUCCCGGGGUGACUCUCGCUUGUCGGAGCGAGCGGCCGUGGCCCGUCGGUCGGGCCAGCUUGCCACGCGAGGAUGGCGUGGGUUGGGCUCGCGGGCUCCGAUCGAUACGAGGUGGGAGGGCCCCGCGAGACCCGUCUCGACGUCGGAGCUCCGUGUUGGCUGCUACCAGGGCUGGGAAAAUGGGACUCCUCGGACCUUGAGCUGUGUGUGGACACGAGAGGAUGAUCAGGAGUAUGCAUCUGGGUUGUGGGUUGGAGACAUAAUUCUAACUCAUUCGUGAGUUAGACUUGUGUGGUGGUUUGGCUCAUGAGCACGAGUCGUUGCGUUCUUUGUGGGCGCUCCGGCUUUCCGCCCCAUCCUGUCGGUGAGAAGGUGAGACUUCUCAUCUCUUUCAUUACAAAGGAGCGCGGAAGACAUCGACUUCGAGGAACAACGCGGAAAUACCAGGGGUGACGCCCCGCCAUUGUGAGUUGGCGUUCUCGAAACUCCAACCGUGUUAAAUUUCAUUGUUGAAUGGCAUUGCCAGCUGAGCAAAAUCUGGAAGAAUGUUGGUGUUGAUUGUUAGAAUAACUCGUUUAUGGCAGCUACGCUUUGGCCUGAAAUUCUGACUCCACUUGGGAAGACUAGUACGAUUGAUGUUGGUAUGUUCGGAAUGAAAGCUUUAAGAGAUUCCCAGGACACUGACGAAUUGAAGAGCGGCACAAUGGGCCCUCUUAGCUCCGUAUCCUAAAAAAAGAACUGGCGUAAGCGUAAAGACGAGGCACUUAGCCAGUCAAACUUCAUACCUCUUUGGGCCAGUAUCGGAGAGCGAGGAAAACCAGCUAUCCGAGCAAGAUUGCUAGUUAAAUGGUACCUGAGCUUGUAGUUAUACCUCCUGCUGGAACUUUCACCGACCGAUCGCACCGGGCUUUAAGGAAUCGUUGUCUGUUGUGUGGGCCGUGGGGCUUAUGAAAGCGUGAUGAUAGCGCUUUGUUGUUAAAGGUAGAGUUUAUGCUGAGGGAGAGUGAUUUAGCUUAGAAAGUUGCUGGAUUGUUGGCGUGAAAGAUGUGAUAUAUGUCAGUUGUUUUAUGGGUGAUAGUAGACACAUUUACAGCUAUGAGCAUUGCUCGGGAGGGUGCAGUGAUAAUUUAUAAUCUGUGUGACUGUGGGUAAGAAAGGUAACCCGUAUCAGGUAUAAACUUUCACCUAAUGUCGCAUAUAUCGAGGCUCGGAAGCUGUGUUGGCUGUCAAGAAGUAGAAGCUCCUAUAAUUAAGCCUAUCUGCGCUGGAAAUGUCAUGGUGAUCUUCAUCUACAAAUUGGUCCCAGAACCCCUGGUAAAUUCAUUCAGCUGAGUACUCGUAACCCCGGUUCACUUUCGCCUUUAUGCAGCUAUCCACGGCGAAAUCCGGAAUCGAGCGACGCGGUGACAUGGUACGUGCGACACAGGACGUGCCGCAGGGAGGGACGACGACACGUGGCCGAGGCGGCGGCACGUGGCACGUGGCACGGCGCGCGGCCUGCCUCCCCGGCAGCGCCAGCGCCGUGCCGACUAUCUCAGGCGCCCCAACCCAAAUCCUGAACGGUACAAAUGUUCGCUCGGGACGGACGACCGAGCCGCCGCCUGGCAGGGCGCGAGAGAGGCUUUAUUUUCGGCGGGUGGUGGACUGUUUCCCCUCUAGCAGGUGGGCUUGUAGCGCGUGAGCGGCGUGACCCCUCGUGGCCCCUCGAGGUGCCCACGGGCGUCGAAACCUCGGGCCAGCGCACGCCUCUCCCCACCGCCCGCCGUCGCCGUCGGCGCCGCUGCGCGGGGGGCUAGAAACGUCGACCGCCGGGCCGCUCGACCCUGUGACCGUCGGCGAACAAAAGAAGGUCAUCUGGUAACACGGUGGAGGCUGCCAGAUGGAGCCCACCACCGACUGACGAUGGCUGGCGGCGGCGGCGGCGGCGGCGGCGGAGUGGUGAGGAAGUUUGUAAAUACGAGCGCUGUUUGAAGCGGGGCACCUUCUCGGGGUCUCGGCCACGGCAGCGGCCACCGGCUGUUCGCGGCCGUCUGUUCGACGCGUUCAUGUUACUGUGUGCUUGCCGGGCAGCGCUGUACGUUUGCUCUUAUCACGUGUCGGAUCCGACCGUCCGUCAGCCGAUGUGACGCUUAAAACUCGAACCUCUGGCGGCUCGCGUGACAGGCUGGCUAACAGAAAGGCACGAAGCGGAAGGGAGGAGUCAGAAAAGACCCACGACCUUGAGACAUGUCCACGUCUCGGUACCACCGAGACCUCUGUGCUCCCGGCUGCACCGUCAGCAGUUCAUCGUGUUCGCGAGCUGCCGUCAACAGAUCACGCUGUGCGCGAGCGCCGCGUUUGGGCCGUGUUCGAUGUAUAUUCACCGACGUUUAUAAUAAUCGGUCGCCGUCUCCGUUGUGCGCGUUUUCUAGCUGCUGCCGUCGCGGCGCAAUGUCGGCCGUUGUGGUCGUAGUUCAGUGUGUUUGUACGUUUUUAGAGUAUGUUCCGUGUUGGUCUGAUCACCUGGCGCCAUCUGUGCACUGUUCUCGGCAAUACUAUUCACCGAUGUCGGCGAUAGAUGGCUCUGUGCGCUCGGCAGCCCACGGCGCCGGCCCUGGCUCAAUUUUCUCCUCUGUCGCGGAUGUGUCCGUUUCAUCUGACACACAUAUGGCAGCAUCUGGCAGCUCCUAUGGUCACGACUAGGGUAUGUUUGUGUGAGUUCUGCUCUCAGGCUUGUGUAUCCAUCCCCGUGUUAUUUAGGAUUCAUGUAUGAUCAACGCCUACAUUGUCUAAACUCUCGUGUGCAUCGCACCACGACGGAAUAUUGAGCGUGCGCUAGCCGGUACAAUGUUUCGCAUUUUACUCUGCCGUCGCACAUGGACUAAAAUUGAUAGAAGAGCACCGCGUUUCGCCUCACGCAGUUGUCAGGUCGCGUCAAUGCACAGUGGUUGAUCGAUCCGUCGUUCACAGGGAAUGCUAGCCCUGUCCGUCCGAGAUUGCAAGUCUCUGAGUCUUUGGAGUCUGAGUCCCCGAGACGAGUCUCUGAGUCAACCGAGGACUUGAUUCCGAGUCAACUGGGACCCGUUACCCACUGACUCGACUCAGCCUGUUCCCCUCCGGCAGUAUCUGAGACUUGUCACGUGACCCACCGAGCACACAGCGAGCCAUAAACUGGUAAUUUGACGAGGCGAGAUGUGGAGCUCUCUGCACGUGCCGUACCCGCUCCUCUAUCUCUCUGACGCCGAGCAUAUAGCGUGUGAAUUGAGUUCGGCAGAUCGCGCUGUCUGUAUUAUACACAUGACCUAGUACUAAGCCAUACAUAUUAUGUGUGUGAAACAUAUAGCCCUCUCUCUAUUCACGGAUAGACUAUAAUUUUCAUACUAUUGUACCAUUUUUAAGUUUUUAUUAAAAUGUUUGUGGAUU
Amphibalanus amphitrite is the source of this 4916-nucleotide messenger RNA. Its product is annotated as protein Tob1-like. Bases 155 to 1174 code for a protein of 339 amino acids. Lineage: Eukaryota; Metazoa; Arthropoda; Thecostraca; Balanomorpha; Balanidae. Gene Ontology annotation, molecular function: transcription corepressor activity. The transcript is spliced from 2 exons. Gene Ontology annotation, cellular component: cytoplasm; nucleus. The record is from RefSeq and is a predicted model, not a curated record. Gene Ontology annotation, biological process: regulation of gene expression.